This is a messenger RNA of Ricinus communis (castor bean), 531 nucleotides long. RefSeq lists its product as uncharacterized. The record is from RefSeq and is a predicted model, not a curated record. Bases 1 to 531 code for a protein of 176 amino acids. NCBI's taxonomy places the organism in Eukaryota, Viridiplantae, Streptophyta, Magnoliopsida, Malpighiales, Euphorbiaceae. The transcript has 2 exons.
AUGGAUCAAGUAUCUGUACCUGUUUCUCUUCAUUUGUAUGCUUCAUCUGUUCCAUUAUUUAAUGGUUUAAACUUUUCUGAUUGGUGCGAACAAGCUCAAUUUCACUUAGGUGUUCUGGAUCUUGAUUUGGCACUUCAAAUUGAGAAACCUACUACUAUUACUAAUGAAAGUAGCAAUGAAGAAAAAGCUUUGUAUAAAGCUUGGGAAAGGCCGAACAUAUUAAGCUUAAUGUUUAUGCGAAUGACUGUUGCAAACAACUUAAAGAGUACAAUUCCUAAAACUGACAGUGCUAAGGAAUUUAAAAUGAUUAUUGAGGGAUGUUCUCAAACAGCUGAUAAGUCACUUGCUAGCACAUUAAUGAGUAAUUUGACCAACAUGAAAUAUGAUGGUUCACGUGCCAUGCAUGAGCAUGUUCUUGAAAUUACUACCUUAGCGGAAAAAUUAAAAACCUUAGGAAUGAAUAUGCAUGAGUAUUUUCUAGUACAAUUCAUAUUGAACUUCUUGCCUCCUGAACAAUAUGGUCCAUUCUAA